CUAGAAGGUGAGGAUCUGGGUCUGGUAGAAGGUGAGGAUCUGGGUCUGCUAGAAGGUGAGAAUCUGGGUCAGCUAGAAGGUGAGAAUCUGGGUCAGCUAGAAGAUGAGGAUUUGGGUCCGCUACAAGGUGAGGAUCUGGGUCAUCUAGAAGGUGAGGCUCUGGGUCUGUUAGAAGGUGAGAAUCUGGGUCAGCUAGAAGAAUUGGAUCCGCUAGAAGGUGAGGAUUUGGGUCCGCUACAAGGUGAGGAUCUGAGUCAGCUAGAAGGUGAGGAUCUGGGUCAUCUAGAAGGCGAGUAUCUGGGUCUGUUAGAAGGUGAGAAUCUGGGUCUGCUAGAAGAAUUGGAUCUGCUAGAAGGUGAGGAUCUGGAUCUGCUAGAAGGUGAGAAUCUGGAUCCGCUAGAAGGUGAGGAUUUGGGUCUGCUACAAGGUGAGGAUCUGAGUCAGCUAGAAGGUGAGGAUCGGGGUCAUCUAGAAGGCGAGUAUCUGGGUCUGCUAGAAGGUGAGGAUCUGGGUCUGUUAGAAGGUGAGGAUCUAGGUCAGCUAGAAGGUGAGGAUCUAGGUCAGCUAGAAGGUGAGGAUCUGGGUCAGCUAGAAGGCGAGGAUCUGGGUCAGCUAGAAGGUGAGGAUCUAGGUCAGCUAGAAGAUGAGAAUCUGGGUCUGCUAGAAGGUGAGGAUCUAGGUCAGCUAGAAGGUGAGGAUCUAGGUCAGCUAGAAGGCGAGGAUCUGGGUCAGCUAGAAGGUGAGGAUCUAGGUCAGCUAGAAGAUGAGAAUCUGGGUCUGCUAGAAGGUGAGGAUCUAGGUCAGCUAGAAGGUGAGGAUCUAGGUCAGCUAGAAGGUAAGGAUCUGGGUCAGCUAGAAGGCGAGGAUCUGGGUCAGCUAGAAGGUAAGGAUCUGGGUCAGCUAGAAGGUGAGGAUCUGGGUCAGCUAAAAGGCGAGGAUCUGAUUGUGCUAGAAGGCGCGGAUCUGGGUCUGAAGGUGUCUUCCUAUGAUGAGGAUCCUCCACCAUGGCUGUUCUCCAAAAACAACAUGCCACAAUUCCUACAGGGACAUUGGACUUCAUCAGGAUCUGGAAUGGCGAUAGAGAGCAACCAAAUCCGUACUUCCUACUUAGAAACCCAAUGA
Molecule: messenger RNA, 1122 nt
Organism: Notechis scutatus (mainland tiger snake)
Lineage: Eukaryota; Metazoa; Chordata; Lepidosauria; Squamata; Elapidae
Source: RefSeq, a predicted model, not a curated record